AUGCCUUCAGCCAUUCAUGCAGCGCCCCAGGACUUUUUGUCGUCGGAAUAUCGACGUCAGUCCCAACUUUCUCAGAUCGCGAAAGCGGCGGUUUUUAACAAUUGUACCGCAAUGAAUCCACCCCCAAAACCUUCUUCUCAACCCCUCACUACAUUUCCUGGCAACAUCAUCCUCGAACGCGAUUUUGCCGUUUGCAACCCACAACUCGACAACCAUAUCACACUUCCGCCAUCUGUUAUACCUCCAGUCUUUAAUAGAAGUUUUCACGAGAAAUUCGGUAUGACUGGCGAUGGAGUCACCGAGGGAGUUGGUCAUCCUCCCUCUGACACACCUCUCCCAAGCGGCCCUUCAACUGCUCAAAGCAGUCCAAGAAUUCUCCCACUAAGACAGAAUUCUGGCACUACAACUCCCCGAGUUCGAGCUCCUGCUACCACUCUCAACAUUCCUGGCAUGACCAGAUCUCGCGUUUCUCCUGAUGGUAAAAUUGCACAACGAGAUGUCGCUUCCAAAUUGGUGGUCAUUAUGGUAGGAUUGCCUGCUCGUGGAAAAUCAUAUAUCACGAAGAAAAUCCAAAGAUAUUUGUCAUGGCAGCAACAUGAGACUAAGAUUUUCAAUGUUGGAAAUCGACGUCGUGUCGCAGCUGGAAAACCGCGGCCGUCGAACGGCACACCACUGAGGCACCAGGAAUCGGCCCAUCGACCAUCUGUUCCAAGUCAACCAAGCCGCACUAGUUCCAAUUCUGGCGUUAUAGAUGCCCCUACACAGGCUGCUCAUAUGAUUCUGAACGGCGUGGAUCCGACCCAAGAAAUCAAAGGUUCUGAGACGAAGAAAACUUCUACUAGAUCGCCAAAUCCAGAAACUAUGGAUCAAUCAGCCAAUUUCUUCGAUCCAAUGAAUUCCAAGGCGGCUUUGAUCAGAGAGCAGGUAGCCAUGGCCACAUUAGAUGAGCUUUUGGAUUUCCUCUUAUUGGGAAAUGGCGCUGUUGGUAUCCUGGACGCUACAAACAGCACUAUCGAGCGUCGCAAACUUCUCUUUGAUCACGUCAAGUUCAGAGAGCCAAAGCUCGGCAUUCUCUUCAUAGAGAGUGUUUGCGAGGACGAGAGUCUGCUUGAGGCAAACAUGCGAUUGAAGCUCCGAGGCCCCGAUUACAAAGACAAAGAUCCAGAAUCGUCUUUGAGAGACUUCAAAUUACGAGUCGCUGCUUAUGAAAGCGCAUACGUCCCAUUGGGAAAGUACGAAGAAGAUAAUCAUAUGCAGUAUAUCAAGAUGAUAGAUGUUGGACGAAAGGUUAUUCAUUAUCAACUCAAGGGCUUCUUGACAGGAGGCAUAGCUUCAUAUUUGUCGACAUUCAACCUUUCCCCCAGGCAGAUUUGGAUCACACGUCACGGAAAAUCCAACGAUAACAAAGUUGGCAAGCUUGGUGGUGAUUCUGAUCUCACGGAAGAAGGACAACAAUAUGCUCGAGUUCUUCAUAGCUUCAUUACAAACAGUCGAAGACAAUGGCUUUUUGAGCAGCAGCAAUCAGCUAUUGAGAGUGCAAAGUAUCCUCCGGGAGGCGAAGCUGUCAGAACACCACCCUAUCCAGACAUCAUGGGAGAAUUGGAUGAGAAGAACUUCUGUGUGUGGACUUCGAUGCUCAAGAGAAGUAUCCAAACGGCAGAGAAUUUUGAGAUGGACGAAGAUUAUGAUGUUAAGAAUUGGGAAAUGUUGAAUGAAUUGAAUGCGGGUUCUUUUGAAGGAUUGACCUACAAGGAGAUUGAACAACGCUUUCCGGACGAGUACGAGAAGCGAGCAAAAGACAAAUUACACUACAUAUAUCCUGGAGUUGGAGGUGAAGGUUAUUUACAAGUCAUCAGUCGACUCAGAGAUAUGGUUCGAGAACUCGAACGUAUCACCGAUCAUGUCCUCAUCAUUGGACACCGAUCUGUUGCCCGAGUUCUAAUGGCUUACUUUAUGGAUCUCACCAGAGAUGAUAUUGCAGACUUGGAUGUACCUUUGGGAAUGCUCUACGCCAUUGAACCAAAACCUUACGGCAUUGAAUUCCAUGCAUACAGAUACAAUGAACAACAACAAUGGUUUGAUGAGUUACCAAACUACAAACCAAGAAAAGAGACAGAGAAAGGCAAUUAA
Molecule: messenger RNA, 2130 nt
Organism: Botrytis fragariae
Lineage: Eukaryota; Fungi; Ascomycota; Leotiomycetes; Helotiales; Sclerotiniaceae
Product: putative 6-phosphofructo-2-kinase protein
Exons: 4
Coding region: 1-2130 (709 amino acids)
Biological process (GO): fructose 2,6-bisphosphate metabolic process; fructose metabolic process
Cellular component (GO): cytosol
Molecular function (GO): 6-phosphofructo-2-kinase activity; ATP binding
Source: RefSeq, a predicted model, not a curated record